AUGGGGAAGAUUUCCGACCACCAAGCCAAGGCCCUCUGCGUGGCGUAUGGUGGCCGACUGGCUGAACCAGUGACACAGGAAGAAGUAACAUUCUUAAACAGAGAAUCGGUGCAAAUAGGAAAUGGUGGAGAUUACUAUUUAGGUGUGACGGAUGCUUUCUUGGAAGGUGAAUGGGUCUAUGCCUCCAGAAAGUCCCCUGUGACAGUACACAUGCCUUGGGUGGGAGGGGGACCUGAUAACUAUCAUGAAGAGGACUGUGCCGCGAUUGAUUCUGGCACAACUUAUCACGGACAAUGGACAGAUGUUCCUUGUCAUUCUCCUUUUUAUUUCAUCUGUGAAUACAGUUUAGAGUAA
Molecule: messenger RNA, 354 nt
Organism: Saccostrea echinata
Lineage: Eukaryota; Metazoa; Mollusca; Bivalvia; Ostreida; Ostreidae
Product: collectin-11-like
Exons: 4
Coding region: 1-354 (117 amino acids)
Source: RefSeq, a predicted model, not a curated record